Messenger RNA from Schistosoma bovis, 3518 nucleotides. NCBI's taxonomy places the organism in Eukaryota, Metazoa, Platyhelminthes, Trematoda, Strigeidida, Schistosomatidae. The record is from the annotation of a GenBank genome assembly.
UUCCUUAAGAAGUGUCGCUAUGUAUAUGGGCGAAAAUAAAUCAAGUUGUGGCUUUUUUCCCAACGCGAUGGGAAUGGCAGGUUUUCUGUGAAUCUUCCCGUCAAGUGGAAAUGUCUAGAAUUUAACUACUUGACCUUCCUCAAAAUUACCACUGUAUUGUCUAUCCCCCGGAUCUUUCUCUCAGUUGUCUACUUUUUCCUUAUAUUAGCCCUUCAAGUGGUUAAAUUUUAGUGUAAUUAACAGACUAGUCCACUAAAUAGUCGAUAGUUUUUACCUAUAGGUGGUAAAUGGACGUCAACAUUUUACUGAUAGAUAUGGUUCUUUAACCAUUCCGAAAAAGAGAAAGAACGUAAUUAGUGUGAGGACUAUUAAGCAUAUUUAUUCAUGAAGAAUGAUCUCUAGUUCAAACAAAGUAAUAAUGCAUACCAGGGUUUACCUGCUAUACCUAGGUCGGUUCAACGUACUCUAUGCAAUCGAGGUUAGUUUUAGUUUUAAGAAUAUUUAUUUAAUAAAAGCGGGUAACACUAUAAGGAAUUGGCGCGAUAAAGGCGUUUUAAAUGAGAAAUAGCGUCUUCACUUGGAUUUCAAAACAGAUCAGCAAUUGUAGUUUUAUAUGUGCGGUGAGACUAUAAUUUAUGGACGACCUUUGAGCGACGCUGAAGUGAUCUUGAGAGCGGACACCAAAUGAUUAGGACCUAAUAAUGGUUGUAGAACAGUCAGAAUUUUCAUAUACAGUUAAUGAUUAGGGUUUUCAUCACUAACUGACAUAAACUAUAAUGCCAAACGUGAUAAGACAUUUACAAAACGUUGGAAUAUUGAAUAUACUUAUUUCUGAAUGUGGGUGCAAAUCGACGCCGGAUUUAUUCACAGAAACAUAAGAAAAUGGAACUUUGUACCAAUCCUAGUUUAGUAAUCCCAUAUGGAUCUCAUUCUUCAGGACAGUGUGGUUAUUGUAAAAAUAGUUCUGACGACAAAAAGACUAAUUGGGGUAUGAUGGCUGAACGACUUACUGUUUCAGAUUAUCAAUAUAUGAUCGAUCGAGGAUGGCGUCGAUCAGGUACUUACUGUUAUAAACCUUUAAAUGACAUUACUUGUUGUCCAUCAUAUACUAUUCGAUGUGAUGCAUUACAUUUCCAUUUAAAGAAAUCACAUAAAAGAGUGUUGAAAAAUAUGUACAAUUUUUUAAAGUUUGGACAGUUACCUCAUGAAAAAACAUCUCAUCAAAAAGAGGAUCUUAAUAAUCUUAGAACGGAUGAUCAUCGUAUGUUUGUUCCUGAGGAAAAAUCGAUGCCUGUUUUAUCAUUUAAAAAUGUCGCCGCAGUUCAACAAAAGGAAGAGAAAACUAAAAGCCAAACAAAUAUAUAUCAAACAGAUUGUUUCGGCGAUAAAAUAUCAUCAUCAACAGAAAACGCCCCUAGUACACCACAUUAUACAUUAAAUACAUCAAAUGAUAGUAAUAAUAAUAAUGUGGAAUUUCAAAGUAUUCAUUCAGGUGAUAAAAUUCAAAGUUCAUCGUCGCAUGGAAGUCACAAAAUGAAAGCUCAUCUUCGUCGUUGGAUAGCUAAACAAGAACAUUUGCGUCAUAGAAGCCUAAAAGAAAAUCGUUCAUUUGAAAUUUUACUUCAGGAAUACUAUGAAAGACGUCAGAAACGUCUAGAUAAAAAUAAACCAAAGCAAGUCGAAGAUUUUCUACAAUCUGAACCAAACAAAGGAGAAGGAAAGCACUUUAUCGAAAUUCGUUUAAUACGUACAUCUUCACCAACAGAUAACGAUUAUGAAUCUCGUAUAAAAUUAUCUCAUAGAAUUUAUGAACAAUAUCAAAUUCAUAUACAUAAAGAUGAGAAAGAAGAUUGUACUUGGGAGAAAUUUCAACGUUUCUUAGUUAAAUCUCCAUUAGUAUUGGACGAUUUUGAAUGGAAUUCAACUUCACCAAUGUUUGGUUCUUAUCAUCAACAAUAUUGGCUUGAUGGUGAAAAAUUAAUUGCUGUCGGUGUUAUCGAUCUACUUCCACGAUGUCUUUCAUCUGUUUAUGUUUUCUAUGAUCCGAACUAUUCAUUUCUUCAUCUUGGUACAUAUACUGCUUUACGUGAAAUUGCAUUUGUUCGUUAUUUAUCUAAUACUUAUGGUUUAAAUUCAAUUCAAUCCGAUGUAUUAUAUCAAAAUUUUAAUUCAUAUUAUAUGGGUUAUUAUAUUCAUUCAUGUUGUAAAAUGUCAUAUAAAUCACAAUAUGGUCCUGCUUAUUUAGCAUGUUCUGAAACCUAUAAUUGGAUACCUAUUAAUCAUUGUAUACAAUUAUUAAAUCAAUUAAAGUUAAAUAAUCAUUAUACAAGAUUUUCAUCUCUAUCUUCAAUUGAUAUAAAUUCAAUUCCUGUUACUAUGGAUAUAGAUACAUUAGAUUCACAUAUUUAUUUUUAUAUAAAGUAUAAUGAUAAUACAUCAUCAUUGUCGUCGUCGUCGUCAUCGUCAUCGUCGAAGACAAUCAGUAGUAAAGAAGAUUUCAUGAAUCAUACACCAGUAUCUCUUUAUAAUUUACGUUCAUAUUUAAAUAAACAAGUUAUUCCUAUAUUUCGUGAAUGGGCUAAAUUAUUAGGUAAACGUGUAUUAUCUGGACACUUUCAAAUUAUUAUACAUUCAAAUUAAUAAUAAUAAUAAUAUGGUGAUGAUGAUGAUAAUGGUUACCAUGGUGAUCACAAUUAAUGUGGAGAAUAAAUAGACAAUAAUACUUGGUAAGGAUUAUGUUUGAUAAUUAUUUAUUUAUUAUUAUUAUUAUUGUUGCUACUUAAUUAAUAUUUUUUUAUCGCUGAACUGAUGUCAUUUCCCCACCCCACCCCACGCUACGCCACCCUACACCCCGAAAAAAAUAACGAUCAUCAUUAUUCAUGAAAAAAGAAACCAGGCAUUUUUGGCAAUAUAAUUAUGUUAUUGUGUUUCAUUUUAAAACGAUAUCCAUUUUUUCUUUGUAAACUAAUUCAUACAUAUACCGCGGUCUAUAUCAACAAUAGUAGUAGUUAAUGAAUCACUUAAAGAAGUGUAAAUGAUAUUGUAGCGUAUAUACUACUGAUAUCGAUAGAUAUAAGUAGUAGGUAUCAUCAAUAGACAGUGAAAUACUUGAUGGCAGAUGGUUAAGAAGAGAACAAGAACAGAGAAUGAUUGAUAUGGAAAUGAAGUUUGAGACGAUUAAUUGACAUUUUACAAAUAAAGUAUUUAUUGUAUGGUUCUUAGAUUCUGUAAUUUUAUAUUCAAAUACAUUUGGUUGUUCCUAUUUGUGUUCUCGUUCAUUACAAUAGAAGUAUUUACAGUACGAGAUUGUUUUGAAUGUUAUACGUGAUUAUUCAAUGGUGAAACACGUCAAAUAAAUAAUUAAGUUAACAUAUGUACUAUCUCUUUUUUACGAUAUACGAUUAAAUAAAUCCGUUGGUGGAUACGGAAGAUUCUUACGUUAUUUAUUUAUUUAUUUUAACACUUAGAUAUUGGUACAAGGAGGCAUCAAAUACAUAUGCGCCACAUAAAUCAUUCGA